UCAUUAAUCACAGUGCAGUCAAAGUAAUUAGAUCGAAGCUACAUAGGGAAGAGGAGGUUUCAAACGAGAGGAAGUAUUCGCAGAUGUCAUUGUGAAAGGGAAGAAAGUGCAGUGUUGAGAAUUCUGUGAAACGAAAAAAAUGUCUCUUAAGUUCUCCAUAAGCAACUUUUACGAAACUUAUACGGAAUAGAGCAUGACGAGGAAACAAACAAUAAUCGUGAAGCUUAAGAGAUCCAGCACCGGCAAACCUUGGGGAAUACGUAUCGCCGGAGGCGCUGAUUUGGGUACGCCGAUCGUCGUCACCCGCUCGGAGAACGAGACGCUCCAGAGGGGUGAUGUGAUCAAGAAGAUCGAUGAUUACGACGCGCGAGAUGUGAGGCAUGUAGACGCCCAGAAUCUUCUUCAAAACUCUGAAUCAAUAAGGCUCGUGAUCGAAAGGUCUGAGCCGUCGAAAGCAUCUCGUAUCAACAUUCGUACCACGUCAUCUUCGAUUUUCGAGUCGAACACUGGCGACAGGGCUGCGGUCACUAGUCUAGCCAAGCAACGGAAAUUACCAGCGGAAUUACCGAAGAGUCCUGUACCGCCGCCUUCCAUCGACGAAUACAAUCGGCCCUCAUCCUCGCCGGAUCGCCUUUACUUGCCGCACGAACACCUCGACGAAGUUCGCGAGGAGAGAGCCUAUUUGUCGCAGCCGUACCGCACAACUCCUCUGGUCUUGCCAGGUGCAAAGAUCAAAAAGGAUGCUCCGCUCGGGGAGUGCUACUUGCGCCAUCAUCCAAAUCCGAUGAUCAGGGCGGCGCCACAUCAUUACGAACCUGCUCAUCCGGAGGUUGCUAUGAAACAAAAGGUGGCAGAAACGGUACUUCAACGUGUCUUGGGACCGAAUGAAGUUCCAAAGGUUGUCCAUAAACAAUUUAAUUCACCGAUCGGACUCUAUUCCGAAGAAAAUAUUGCUGAUACUAUAAAAUGCCAAGCAUCUGCUAUACCCAUUUUCAUAGAUUUUUCCUUCGUGAAACAGAAACAAGAAAUAGAAGAACAAGCGAGAAUCUUGAAAGAGCAGGCUAAGGCCGCCUCCUCGAAGAAUGUGUGGCCGCAAUUCAAUAAACCAAAUUAAUAUUCAGUUCGAGACGUUUUUCGAUGCUUCUCGCACGUUGCAUAGUAAAUUCGUAGUUUCAAAUUUUUUCUCGGUUUUCGCAUAAAUCACGUUUUUUGUCUCGAAAUUGUUUCUCUUCUCAUCAUUGAAAAUAAUAAUUGUAUUAUAUAUUUUUUAUUUAUUUAUUUUAAUGAGACAAAUGAACGUGGAUAUUUGUGAUUGAAGUUUUGAUCAGCGUUCCAUCAAGUGUUUACGUAUUCGAACGAAUUUUGUUUUAGUUUUAUUAUUUAUAAAAUAUCUGUAAAAUAUUAUUAUUCAUUAGGAUAAUGAUACAAUUAUGAUGCAGUUUGUUUUAUUAAUAAUAUCGAGUAGAGUCGAUAAAGUCGACAUAAAUAUUAGAAAAUAAAUCAUAAAAAAAGUUUGUAAAAUAACAAUACUAUACAUUUGCAUGGUGUAUUGUUGAAAAUAAUCAAUAAUUAAUCAUA
Apis mellifera (honey bee) is the source of this 1578-nucleotide messenger RNA. It is a transcript of the gene Zasp66, whose product is annotated as PDZ and LIM domain protein 3. The record is from RefSeq and is a predicted model, not a curated record. Gene Ontology annotation, cellular component: filamentous actin; stress fiber; Z disc. Lineage: Eukaryota; Metazoa; Arthropoda; Insecta; Hymenoptera; Apidae. Gene Ontology annotation, biological process: actin cytoskeleton organization; muscle structure development. Gene Ontology annotation, molecular function: actin binding; muscle alpha-actinin binding. The transcript is spliced from 8 exons. The coding region runs from base 194 to 1114 and encodes 306 amino acids.